Messenger RNA from Staurois parvus, 244 nucleotides. The record is from the annotation of a GenBank genome assembly. Lineage: Eukaryota; Metazoa; Chordata; Amphibia; Anura; Ranidae.
CUCAUGGGACUUGUAGUUUGGCAAAAGCUGGAGGGCCGCCAGUUUGACACCAAUGAGCAAGGAGCAGGGGCGGACUGACAACUCAUGGGGCCCCCGGGCAAUAGGGGAUCAUGGGGCCCCUGUGUCUUUGCCCAAACUCAAAAAAGCCUAUGAAAAAGGUACCAGGGGCAUCUCAUGGGGCCCCCUACUGACCCCGGGCCCUUGGGCAGUGCCCGAGUUUCCAAAUGGUCAGUCCGCCCCUGGC